AUGUUCUUCAUCGACUCAGACUCCUGUGUGAUCCUCUUUGCACAUCCAAAGCCAGAUAAGAAUAUGUUCAGCAGCAAAACAGCUGUGAUCCGGAGAAGAUCUAAGACUCCUGGAGUAAUGAUCACGCAGUACAUAGUAGACAUACCAGAGGGAAAAAGCACCCCAGAUGUCCAGAGUAAGCCCAUCCCAGUUACUAUCAAGGAAGCUUCAAAGAAUCCAUCAGACUUCAGAAAAUUGCUGCGAAGAAGUAAAGUAGAGGAAAAAGCAGAAGGGGAAACCGAUGAAAGAUUCUGGGACGCGAUGCUGGACGCUGACAGGAAAGACUAUGAGCGCAUCUGUACGGAGUUUGGAGUGGCAGACUUACAUUUGAUUCUCAAGAAACUGGAAGAGAAGAAAAAGACGAGGGUGCAAAACAAGUGUAAGGAUGGUGCGAUUCCUUAUGAUAAGGAGGCAACAGAGAAACUCAGCAUUAAGAGUGCUGGGAGGACAAACGAUUUUAAUAUUAAGGGCCUGAUGCAAAAGGGCAACGGGCUCGAACGGGUGGAUGGAAAGGUCAACCUCCUCGACACAGAGCUGAAUCUGGUGGAUGAAGACGUCACCCUUCUCUCUACCGAGAUUAAACUUUCCAAUGUGGACUUCGUUAUUAAAAUUCAGGAUCUUAAAGCUCCAGAAAGAGACGAUGCCCUCUUUGCGUGUGUCCUGACUCACCCACUACCCAAGAUCACAUGGAUGGGCAAAGGCAGCACCCUGGAGGAUGGAGAGAAAUACAGCAUAACCGUGUCAGACCACAAACUGAUCCAUCGGCUGCUGAUCAGGGACUGCAACCAGCUAGACAAAGGCAUCUAUUCAGCUGUGGCUGGCAUUACAUCCUGCAGUGCCUGGCUGGUUGUUCAAGAUCCUGGGGUUCAUUUCAUCUGUGGUUUGUCUGAUGUCAACGCUUUCAUCAAUGAGACUGCUGAGUUAACAUGUAAGCUCAGCAGUGAAGACUGUGAGGGAGCCUGGUUCAGAGACGGCAAAAAGAUAUCCCCAGAUGACACUUUCAGGGUCACUAAAGAUGGUGCGAUCCAUAAAUUAGUCAUAACCAGGUGCGAGGAAGAGCACUCUGGGAAAUACCGCUUUGAGGUAGACCGACGUAAAACAGAAGCGAUGAUCAACGUCCAAGAUCCCCCAAGGUUUAACCCUGAAGACCUGAGUGCUCUCACUGAGCCAGUGACAGUUAAAGUGGGGCACAACGCCAUCUUCAAACUCCAUUUUGUAGGCCAUGAACCCAUAAAGAUUAAGUGGUACAGAGAGGGAGAAGAGCUCCUGGAAGACAACAAUACAAAGAUAGAGAAAUCUGCAAGUCACAGCCGCUUGCUCUUGAGCAGAUGCCAGAGGAAGGACACUGGAGAGAUCAAGAUUAGGCUCAAGAACGAACAUGGCUGCAUUGAGGCAAUUUCACAGCUAAUUGUGCUUGCUUUUCCUGGCCCGCCAGCACCUCCAAAGGUGGUCAGCGCCUAUAACGAAUGCAUCAACAUUUCCUGGGCUUUACCAAGUAACACGGGAGGUUCACGUAUCCUGGGCUAUAUUUUGGAGAAACGCAAGAAGGGGAGUAAUCUCUGGACCGUUGUCAAUGCCAUGGAUGAAAUAAUAAAGGAGAAGAAUUAUGCAGUAAAAGAUGUUGUGGCAGGAAUGGAAUAUGAAUUCAGAGUCACUGCCAUAAACCUUUCUGGAGUUGGUGAAUUCAGCAACCCCUCAGAGUUUGUAUUUGCACGGGAUCCAAAGAAGCCACCUGGGAAAGUUACAAGCCUAAAGGUGACAGAAACGUCUUACAGCCACUUGGUCCUGACUUGGACCAAACCUGAGGUUAAACCAGGUAUACAGGACGAAGCAAAGGGAUAUUAUGUUGACAUUCGGCCUGCAGAGUGCACUGAAUGGUCCCGCUGUAACAGCACUCUCAUCAUCACGACUUCCUUCACUGUGAAAGGCCUUAAGUCCAUGGACAUGUACUGGGUGAGAGUGAUAGCAACUAAUGAUGGAGGGGAGAGUGCUCCCGAGGAGCUGGCCAACUAUGUCCUCGCGAUGCCCUCACCUGUGAGGCCAAAGUUCACAAACCACAAGAUGAAGAGCUUCAUGGUGGUGAGGGCAGGAAACUCUGUCAGGAUCACAGUGAACUUUGAGGCUUCCCCACGGCCAUAUAUUAUGUGGCUAAAGGACAAUGGGCCAGUGACAAAGCGAAUUACCAUCAGUAACUCUGAUGGCUCAUCCCAGCUGCUAAUCCCCUCCUCUGAGCGCUCUGAUACUGGCAUCUACUCCAUUAUGGUAAAAAAUCUAGCAGGACAGGAAACAUUCAGUACAGAGGUCAGGGUCACAGAUGAUCCAAAGCCUCCUGGACCGGUAGAACUGGAGGAAAAUGUGCCGGGCACAGUGACAGUGACCUGGGAACCUUCCCCUGAUGAGAAGCGCGAUGACCGCCUCCACUACGCAGUGUCCAAACUGGACUCCACCAAACGCACAUGGACCAUAGUGGCUGACAGACUCUUUAAUAACAAGAUCACAGUGUGCAAUAUCAUGCACGGGAGGGAAUAUCUUUUCCGGGUGUAUGCCAAAAACGACAUGGGCAUUUCUGCACCGUCAGAGUCACCAACCUAUGGGACGGAGAAGAAGAAAGGAAAAUUUGUGGUGAGCGUACCGACCAGAAAGGACUGUGAUUUGCGAUGUGCGCCAACCUUCAUUGUACCUUUGAAGCUUCACACUGCACCCAAAGGCUAUGAAUGCUAUAUGAGCUGUGCAGUGAAAGGGAAUCCGAAACCUCGCAUCACGUGGUAUCGAAAUCACAUCAGCCUAAACACCAAUACCAACUAUUACAUCUCUGACACCUGUGGAGUUUGCUCCAUGUUAAUUCUCCGCGUAGGCCCCAAAGACAUGGGGGAGUAUACCAUCACCGCAGAGAACGCCCUCGGACGGGCUGAGUGCUCCACCGUCCUCAGUGUCAGAGAGUGAAGACACAAGGCACCACAAUAUGAGCAGUAUUUAUUUUAAGAUUUAGAUCUAAU
This is a messenger RNA of Perca flavescens (yellow perch), 3035 nucleotides long. Its product is annotated as immunoglobulin-like and fibronectin type III domain-containing protein 1. The record is from RefSeq and is a predicted model, not a curated record. Gene Ontology annotation, molecular function: protein binding. Lineage: Eukaryota; Metazoa; Chordata; Actinopteri; Perciformes; Percidae. The coding region runs from base 1 to 2982 and encodes 993 amino acids. The transcript is spliced from 17 exons.